AUGUCUGGCCGCGAAGCUGGUAAGAAGAAGCCCCUUAAGGCCCCCAAGAAGAAGGAGAUGGACCUCGAUGAAGAUGACAUUGCCUUCCGCAACAAGCAGCGCGAGGAGCAGAAGAAGAUCGCUGACCUCAAGGCCAAGGCCAGUGGCAAGGGUCCCCUCACCUCCGGUGGUAUCAAGAAGUCCGGAAAAUAA
This is a messenger RNA of Fonticula alba, 192 nucleotides long. RefSeq lists its product as hypothetical. NCBI's taxonomy places the organism in Eukaryota, Rotosphaerida, Fonticulaceae. The transcript is spliced from 4 exons. The coding region runs from base 1 to 192 and encodes 63 amino acids. The record is from RefSeq and is a predicted model, not a curated record.